AUGGCAGUGGAGCCCAGCAAGAGGCAGAAGCAACUGGAUGCCAAUGUGGCCUUGCAGAAACACAGCUCUGGGAUGUUGGCAGAAUGCAAAGGGUCAGAGAGGUAUUUGACUGUGGGUGCCAGUCACAGCACUGCUUUCUUCAGGGCAGUGCAGGGAAACUGCAUGUCCCCAGGUGGAAAAAGCCUGAGCAUGCAACAGGUGGUGGAGGGCAAGGGUGAAGGACACAUUUUUGAAAAGCUUUGCAGAGAAGGCUGGCAGUGGCUGGUGAUCAGCUAUGAGGUGGAAGAUGUCUUCCCAGCCUUGCCUGCUAUGUACGAGAGAGCACUCAAUUGCACCAAUUCUGCCACAGUUGUGACAGGUGAGCUGGAGAUUGCAUGCCAGAUUGCCCAGAACUACAGCUUGUGCAAAGAUCUGAACAAGGCAGUGCAACAGGCUGCAGCAGGGCAGCCCAGGUGUGCAAGCUAUCUGCCCACCAUAGGACACUAUGUCAGGCUAUAUGGUGGCGGGGACAAGUUUCCUUUGAUCACAUUUUUGAAGGAAGUCAGCAAGUCAUAUGGGCAUUCCUUGCUGAUUGGUGAAGAGUUCUUUUCCAGCAUUACCUAUGCAGAGUUCAAGAUGAAGACCUCCAUGGCUCCUUUCUUGAGGGCUGCAGUGCUUUGCACCCAACUUACCUCACCCAAGCAUUGUGAUGGGAUCAGCAAGUUGCUGACAAAGAGUGAUGUGGACAAGAUGAAGAGUGUGCAGAUGCUGGCCAAGGUGGAGGAAGCAGAAAAUGUGCUCUGUGCAGGGUGGGCUGCUUGCCUGAUGGAAAAGGCCAGCCAGGAGCACAGCACUGCAGCAUUUGGCCGCUUGUGCAUCAGGACAGUCCUUCACUUGGCCAGCAAAGAGAAGCACGGCAGAGAGCCAGCUGGAUGGCCCAGUGUUGCUGCCAUCAGCAAGGCUUUUGCAGAGGAGAUCAAGCAACCAAAGGCAAGCAGUGUGACUGCACAUGAAAAGCCAGCCUGCAGCCCCUCCAAAGCCAAGAAGGAUGCAGGCUUGCCAGAGAACUUGCUUGAAAGCAGCCCUGCCCACACUGCACUUGUGCUGAAUAAGCACAUCACAAUUGGCAACUUGUACACUUGCAGCCAGCAAGGUGGUAAAGUGCUGAAGCUUGUGAAGGUUGACAAUGAAGGUGCUCUCUUUGUUUACACACCCUUGCUAGGGGCAGCAGAGGAAGUGGUGGUCAAGCUGGACAACUUGAAGAGCAUGAGGCCUAGCAAGCAGAAAGAACAGACAGCUUGCCCAAGCUCUGUUGCCAAGGGGCUGUUGCCACAAAACUCAGAAGCUUUGCAAGAGAUGGAGGCAGUGAGCAAGGCUCAGCUAGCCCUGGUGCAAGCAUUCAUGAAUGGGAAGCAGCCUUCAGAAGAGGACAUCAUGUUCAGCAACCACCCUCCAGGAGUUGUCAGCCAGAAGAAGUUCAAAGCCAAGCAGUUAGUGCUGAUGUCCAUUGGUGCAGUCAGCCUUUGCAAGGACCCUGCUGCAAGCAGGCUCCCCAAGCUUGUGUGUGGCAAGGAUGUCUUCACAGUGUCCCAGCCCAAGUUGUGGCCAGACUUUGCAAAGCCGGCACCAGAGCAGUGCAUGAUGAGCCCUUUCUGGUGGGUGAGGACAACAUCAGAGGAGGACAAGGUCAAUAUGGUCAGAAAGCCAAUCACUAUAGGCAAAAUGGAGAUACCUUGCCUGGUUAACUGCAAAGCUGUAGAGAAAGGGGACAUGCUGCUGGAGGCCAACACCAAGCUCUGCCAUGAUAUGAAGGAUGUUGAACAGGAGCCUGUGAGGAAGAGGGCCAGAACAAAGCAAUCAAGCUAA
Messenger RNA from Effrenium voratum, 1845 nucleotides. The record is from the annotation of a GenBank genome assembly. Lineage: Eukaryota; Dinophyceae; Suessiales; Symbiodiniaceae.